AUAUACAGGUGGAUGGAGAAGACAAAUGGGGAGGAUAUAUAGGUGGAUGGAGGCUGGAAAACAAUAAGCAUGCGCGUGAGAUUUGCUAUAUUAUAUUUUUUCUUCUGCAUGUACAAUCUUGGUAUUUUUCGUGCGCUCUAAUAUGGUUUUCGGUCACCAUUAACAUCAAAUUCUGAAAAGUCUUCAGAGUGCGAUGUGGCAACUGGACACAGGUUUGUGUAUUGGCUGUUAGGUUUGGACCGACUAAAUCAGUGAAGUCAUUUCCCGGUUAUAGAUUUCUAGGUUAUAGAUCCUAACUGAUGUCGAGAAGAGAUAUCUAAUUAUCGGUUCUAUACAGAAGUGGACAGGGAAUUAUGGAGCUCUUUGCUGUGGUCAGUGUAGCGUCCUUAAUCCUGGGUAUCGUCGCAAUGUGGUUGACCUGUAAGAAGAGAUCCGUUGUGGGUAAUUACCCUAAGGACACGAUUGUGUUACACCAGAUAAGACGGGGACCUUACGCUCCCAGCAUCUCACCUUUCUGUGUCAAGCUAGAGACUUACCUGAGGAUGUCAAAGCUCAAGUACCAGCACGUCUACUCUACGCAAAUGUCUCUCAAAGGUAAAGUCCCUUGGAUCGAGCUGAAUGGCCAAGAGAUCGCAGAUUCUGAGUUCUGCAUUGAAUUCCUAAACAAGAAACAACUUCACCCUUCAACGAUGGUUCGACGAUGUGCCGUGGUCAGCGGUGUGUUACAUUAUGAGGUUUACUUCGUACCUGACGAUGUGCUGUGGUCGGCGGUGUGUUACGUUAUGAGGUUUAACUUCGUACCUGACUAUGUGCCGUGGUGUCUAGUGUUGUACAGAUGGGUGUUUCGUGUGAACGAGGCUUGGCUAGAAGAGGCUCGGAUCCCCGUCUUAUUCCGCUGGUACGUCUCGCGGUUUGCCCGGCGUCAGACAUGGUCCCAAGGCCACGGCAGGCACAGCCAGGCAGAGGUGGACCGGAUAUUGCAGAGCGACCUUCAGGCAAUAUCAGAGUUCUUAGGUACUAAGCCGUUCCUUCUGGGUCGGGAGCCGAGCCAGGUGGACUGUGCUGUGUUUGGUCAGCUCUCCCAGUUUAAGUGGAACAUGCACGGCUGUUUGGCCAACACACUCGUCACGGAGACUUUUCCCAACCUGAGUGCUUACUGCGAGCGUAUGAAGGAACGGUACUGGCCCGACUGGGAUGAACACACUCUGAUGGGCCGCAAACAGGACAAGUAGACGAGCACCGGGAGCUCCCAAAGCGCGCAAAGGCGACCUUGGCCACAACGGACAGGAAUCAUUGACGAGUCCUAAAUUGCUAAUAUCUGCUUAUCGACUUUCAGUUAUGAUGUAAGCCUACAGAGCUACAGAAAGUAGUUCGUUAUGAAACAAACAGCAACCCACGCAUCAGUCCUUGUAAAAUUGGCUAUUUCCGGAAGAAACAAAAUGAGAGAAAUCGGAAAUGAAAGUUACACAACAAAACAGGAAGGCCUAUUUUACUGAACGAAGUGUUUCUCUUGGGUACAAACCUGGCUUUCACUCUGUCUGUGGGUAUUAGACCAUUCUUGAGCUGUAAGUUCGCACUUAUGGUGGAAAUGUAUAUGUCUUGCACUGGGGCUAGAACCUAGUUUCGUACAUCUUCACCUGUCUUGCGUUACCCUCAUGCACUCAAACAAAUAAUCUGUAACUUUUUACAGAAAGUCUGGCUGAUGCUAGAAUGUAUUCCGUCAUUAUAACAUAACACUUUGUCAUGUUGAGCUCGAGAUACUGGUAGUCUAAUACAAUCUUUACGUUGAAUGAAUAGAAUACGUGUAAUAUUGACAACAAUCUGCUACAGUAACAGAAUAUAUUCAACAUGUAGCAUCAGACCUAACAGAUUAUUUGUAGACAGUAGCGAACAGCCAGGUGUAAUGAAGCUGUUAAAGUUCAAAAUACGCGACCAGCAUAAAGAUGACGUCAGCAAAAUUUCAGACAAAUCUCAGCGCAAGGUAGGUGAGGGAGAGCCAAUUAGAAUUGAGAGGCGUAUUGCGUGUGUCGUUGUUGUAUGCGGAACUGUUUGUCUAUUUCGUGGCUGGAUUCUACCUUUGGACGUCUAGGAUAAAGAGAUAUGGCGGAAUAUCAAAUAAUGGAGGAUGGGAGGGCAAAGAAUAUGAAGAACUAGUGGAUUCCAUAUUGAUUAACUAUUUCUUUGAUACUAUCAUCAUUUUAAUGUUGCCAUUUAUACGUUUUAUAUUUUAUCGCGUUUCAUCAGCCUAAAGUCCAAAAAAAAAACUCAAACUUCCUUGCCAGUUGUUUAUCUACACUGCAUUAAGCAGUGUAAGUCAUAUUUUAUUCAAUUUUUGUCGAUCAAUUCUAUAUAACCGUUGUAUGGCAUAUAAGUGCACGUUGCUUUUUCAAACAUUUUUUUAAAGUUUAAUACCCUUUUGGGUAAGCCUUAUCAGUUUUACUUUGUUUUCACAUGGUUAGACAUAUGG
This is a messenger RNA of Liolophura sinensis, 2467 nucleotides long. Its product is annotated as failed axon connections homolog. The record is from RefSeq and is a predicted model, not a curated record. Gene Ontology annotation, cellular component: cytoplasm. The transcript is spliced from 8 exons. NCBI's taxonomy places the organism in Eukaryota, Metazoa, Mollusca, Polyplacophora, Chitonida, Chitonidae. Bases 354 to 1232 code for a protein of 292 amino acids.